Microtus oregoni (creeping vole) is the source of this 3817-nucleotide messenger RNA. RefSeq names its product sarcoglycan zeta (gene Sgcz). The coding region runs from base 754 to 1689 and encodes 311 amino acids. The transcript has 8 exons. The record is from RefSeq and is a predicted model, not a curated record. Gene Ontology annotation, cellular component: sarcolemma; sarcoglycan complex. NCBI's taxonomy places the organism in Eukaryota, Metazoa, Chordata, Mammalia, Rodentia, Cricetidae. Gene Ontology annotation, biological process: heart contraction; cardiac muscle tissue development.
AAGGCCAGUAAAACAGCAAAGCGGGAGGAAAAUUGCUGUCUCUCUCUUCUCUCCCUCUUUUCUCUCUGUGGGAGUCACCUCCUAUUCUCUCAACUCUUUUGGCAUAACCUUCAAAGGAGAACGGUCCCUUCAGACUUUGUUAACGUCUUUUCCCCACUGAGAGAAAAACCUCUUAGCUCCAAGACAUUUUUUAAGUCUAUGCAGGACUUCGGGGAUUCGGUUAUCUUGCCAGGGAAAUUGAUGAUUGCUAAUGUCUGGGACUCACAGCGUGCUAGAUUAGCUAGCAGAGUAUGCCUGACGGAGGAAGGCUUUUACCACAUACUCUUCUCUCCAGUUUGAACACAUUUGCUUGAAUUUUGCCGCAUGAUGCUGUCCAGGGAAGCAGCUUUUUUUCUUGGGAUGCAGCAACUCGCUGGUUUCUAAGCUUAUUGCAGAAGAAGAAAUAAUCUGAAAUAGUGGAAUUUUUUUUUUAAACCUCCUCUGCCUGAUUCGACUGAGCCGUGUUGGACCGCGGUAAAUAUCACCUGUCCCUAAAUCUUUGAAGAAGUAAAAACAAAGUGAAUUACCAUUAGUAUUUAUUUAUUUAUAUUAUUUUUUAACCGGCGGAGGCGGCGAGACCACGGAGAAUGAGACUGAGAGAAGCUGCCAGGGCUUGGAGGAGGAUAAAGCUGAGUUUCAGCUGGAAACUAAAAGACUAGAUCGGUUCGGGGAGCAACUUGGCCGGUUCCUCUCCACUUCCUUUAGUUUCGCUCCAUGGAUAGAUCCACGGACCUAGACAUCCAGGAGCUCAAGAUGACACGAGAACAAUAUAUCCUAGCGACACAGCAGAACAACCUGCAGAGGACUGAGAAUGCACAACUUUACCCUGUGGGGAUUUAUGGAUGGCGAAAGAGGUGCUUAUACUUCUUUGUCCUUCUGCUGUUGGUUACCAUGAUAGUUAACUUAGCCAUGACAAUAUGGAUAUUGAAGGUUAUGAAUUUCACUGUGGAUGGUAUGGGGAAUCUGAGAGUCACCAAGAAGGGAAUCCGACUUGAAGGUAUAUCUGAGUUUCUCCUUCCAUUGUAUGUGAAAGAAAUCCAUUCCCGAAAGGACAGUCCACUGGUCUUACAGUCUGACAGGAAUGUAACAGUGAACGCAAGAAACCACUUGGGGCAGCUCACUGGACAGCUGGCAGUCGGAGCGGAGGCUGUGGAGGCACAGUGUAAAAGAUUUGAAGUAAGAGCAAGUGAAGAUGGCAGGGUGCUGUUUUCUGCAGAUGAAGACGAGAUAACCAUCGGGGCUGAGAAACUAAAGGUCACAGGAACUGAAGGAGCAGUAUUUGGGCAUUCUGUGGAAACACCUCACAUCAGAGCAGAGCCAUCCCAAGACCUCAGGCUUGAAUCACCAACCAGGUCGUUGAUAAUGGAAGCUCCCCGUGGGGUCCAGGUGAGCGCAGCUGCAGGUGACUUCAAGGCUGCCUGCAGGAAGGAACUGCACUUGCAGUCCACAGAAGGGGAGAUUUUUCUAAAUGCAGAUACAAUCCGGCUGGGAAAUCUACCUACCGGUUCCUUCUCCUCUUCACCCACCUCCCCAAAUUCUCGACAGACAGUGUAUGAACUGUGCGUCUGCCCCAAUGGCAAACUCUACCUUUCUCCCGCUGGGGUAGGCUCCACCUGUCAGUCCAGCAGCAGCAUUUGCUUGUGGAGCUGAAGCAACUGAUUUCUCCUCCUCACACCAGAAUAGCCUUUUGUUCCCGUCCGUCUGCUUCACGGUUUUGCUCGGUUUCCCCUGUGAUCAGUGCGGAGCUUCUUCCGAUGGACCACAGAGCAAACUGGUCCUGAAUCAGCAGGGAUUGGCGCCCACCUUCUCCUGACUCAACCGACUCAACACUGGGCAGUGGGAAAAACAUCGUCAGCGGGAAACCUGGAUCAUGACAUUUGCUCGAAAAGGAGAAUAACUUAGGUGCCUUUGCUACGGGGAGUGAAGCACACAGUUUUAAGAUUUUUGCAGAACCUGGCUACGAACUGUGCACGAACACAUAACCCAGAUGAAAUUCCCUAAUCCAACGGUGACGUGAAACGCUUACCCCACCCCCACCCGGGUCAGAAAACUAAUUCUGCAGUCCAGAAGCACAAUUUUCCAUGCAUCUUUUUUGGACGUAAACUUUUAUCCCCGAAUUUUAAAAUUCUGAAGCAUUAUGUAAUGCUUGCUUUACUAAAAAAAAAAAAAAAUUAAAUUCAAUAUAUGGUUUUUAACUAAAUGAAACAAGACAAGAAUUCCCUGAGUUGUUUUUGUUUCUUUAAACUCAAUGUGUUGGUACUCUUUGUCUACUAAGUCUGGAAUUUUGUACAUUAGAUAAUUUUGAAAGCUCUCAGCAAUAUAAUCUUUACAAAAUUAACAAAACGCCAUUAUACUGUCAUUUGUCAAAUCUGGAUGGCCUUAUAUUUAUGUGGCUAUUGCAUGUGACACACUUGCUUUUAACAAAACAUCUGGACAAUUGCAAUAUAAGAUAGGAGGGAUAAACUCACAGUGUGGGACCCAUCAGAAAUCUCUAAAAAUUUACACGGUGUCUUUGACCCUUAGGUUUUAAUGAUACUCUUUUGUUUUCUCCAGUUACAUUAAACUUGAGUUUUAACUACUAAAGUUAAAUCAGCCUCUAAUUAAAUACUGAUGUUACACAUAAUGCUGAGAACAGGUUCACUUUCCACCGAGGCACCAUCUUCACAUUAAGCGUCCUUCUUUUAAUUUCAGGUUCAUAAAUAAGGAAGUUAGUGAUUAAGUUAUAAAUUCCAGAAAAGAAAAUGGUAGAAAGUCAAACCUUCAGAAGAGUGUUGGAUAAGUGCUUUCUCUGUUGAGGAAACUAGUCAUGCUUCUUUUUGGUUGUUUGCAUUUGGUCCCUCUUCUUAGACUGUUAGUUACUGUGCCAUCAUGAACCCUAGCGCUUUCCAUUCCCCACUGUGCGUUUUUGUUAAUGAGUUCCUAAUAAACAACCACAGAAGAUUAUAGACUCGUUCAUCACAGUACUCUUAAACUCAAAUCCUUGAAACCAACAGAAUACAAAGGUAUAAAGGGGCAUUUUAGAGUUCCUAGUUUGCAAUGGUGACUUGAUGACGAAAAGGUAAGUCCUUAAUUUUCCCGUCAUUCCCUUCUUGUAUCUGUGCACGUCCUUUGCAGGUGAGUGGAAGUUACCCUUCAGGACCAUGUGACUGCAGAAUCUUUGAAAUUCUGUUCUCUAUAGCUCAGAGUGAAGCAAAUGAUUGAAAUAUGUUAAAAUAAUUUUGGUAGCAAAAAUGAGAAAAUUGGAUAAUGUAACUGGCAACGUGACCUAUUUGUCCAAAGUUAUCUCAUUCGGAUUCCCAGCAUUUCUAGUAGCAAACAAAGCUCGGUAACACUGAGCAAAUUCCACACCCUUUGUAAGGUAUUUCACUUUGAUCAUUUUUAAGGUAGUGUUGGACUUGUGCUUUGGGGUUAUUAUAAAGGUCUGUAAAUUAAUAUCAAAAUAAAAAUUGAGAUAUAUAAUUGCUUGAAAAGUCAUAGCAGAGAGCUUAAUUCAUUUUUAACAAAAUUUCAUAUAUGAAGUUUGCACACUAAUCUUUGCAAAAGAGUCACAGUCUAUAAGACAAGAAAUUUGAUAGUCAUGGGUUCUGAUCAUUGUUAUGUGAAAAAGACAGUAGGCAUUAAUUUGAGCCAUGCCAGGAAUUUAGCCAUGCUACGUUAAAACAAUUAGGGAAUUUCAUAAUCAGAGGGUGUUAAUGCUUGUAAUUCAUAUUCCUCUCUUGUUUCUAAAGUCUUUUACUAAUUCAUUUAGUAGGCUGGAAUGGGCAAUCUGAGACUAUCU